ACGGCUCUAAAGAGGAACUGAAAAUGCUCUACUUCCGCUGCAGCAGCGACAACGGGCACGUCAAAAAAGAAGGAAAAUGUGGAGCGAAAGGACAAACUGAGGCCGGAGAAACAACGUCGAACUAGAUUUUUGUUAUUUUUCGAGUUUAGCUCCGAGGUGGCUGUUAUUGUUUGAAGUUACCUGACGAAUCUGUGACAGUUAAAGGGUGGUUUCGAGGUGAACUCGUCCCCUUGUUCUGUGGUGGUUCUCUUCGAGGAAGCUGCUCGGCUAACCAGCUAACUCUGCCUGAGAUGGGGACGAGAGCGAGCCGCCUUCAGGAAGACCCGGUACCCUCUGCUUUCGGGAAAGAUGGUACAAAGCGGGGCUCCUACCGACGAACCCGCUGCGAAAGACCCACUAGUCUGAUGGUGGACUUCUCCGUGAGAUUCGAGGACACAGAGGCCAACCAGAGCCGAUCGGAGGAGGGCAGCGACUCGGACCUUGGACAGCAUGGAGCGAGCGCCGAUGGUAGUCCCGCUGACCACCACAGCAUCCCCUCCAGCAUCAGCCAAGCGUCCCCCGCGGACGACAACAACAGCGAGGGGAAACCCGACGAUGGUGGGAAUAUAAGCCCGGAGCCUCCCGUUGUAGCGGAACAUCAGCCCGGAGAAGAAACAGGCCGCACGCCCCACCGCACCUUUUCCGAGCGGCUGCCCGGGAACAGGCACUCUUCCUCCCGCAGCGUCGGCGCAAGAUCCGCCCGGGUCCGGGGCACGCACCAACGGCCAGUGUCCGAGGCUUGGAUCGGCCUUUACCGUGUCAACAACCGUCAUGGCAGUAAGUUUAAACACUUAUCCACAGCAGUAUUAUUUCCACUACAGAAAUAAAUAUUACUAUUUUUGCCUGGUUUAAGAAAUUUAAACCAUGUUUAUUCUGAAGCACCUGAAAAACAUUUAGCUGUUUCAACUCUUCAACAACCCCUUAAAACACAACAUGGAGAGAAUUAAAAGAGGUAUAGCAUUGUGGGAAACGUGGAAAAUCAUCAUCCAUGUAUUUUAAAAUGUAAGAUAAGGUUGUUACAUUACAUGUGCCAUAUUCACGGUGCGUUAAAAGAUGACGGUAACUUGUGACGAUAGGAUAUCCACGAUAUGCUUUGAUAGCAAUACAAUGAGUCAUUCAGGAAAAGUGGAAAAUCAUAAUCCAUGUAUUUUGAAAUAUAAUAUACGGUUUUAACUUAGGCUGGGACGAUAUGCUUUUCUCCCUUCUACGAUUUUUUUUUUGGAUGCUGAUUCGAUUUAAAUUGCGAUGCUACGAUAUUGACGAUUUUCUUGAUCUUUUGUCUGCAUUAUUUAACACCAGUGAAACAGCUGAAUGAUUAUGAUUGUCUACUGACUGUUCCAUGAGCCAUAUUUCCCCAAACAAUACACAUCACAUGUAAGUUAGUUUUUAAUAUUUAUUCUUAAAUUUGAACAUAAAUAAUUUUUUUGAUCAGAAACAGUGUAAAACAAAAUAUCGUGAUACUUACGUGGAUUCUUUCUCCAACCCAUAGUUUUUACUUAAAUGUACCAUACAGUGGGUUAAAAGAUGAUGGUAACUGUUACGAUAUGAGAUUGGGAUACUCUCUGGUAAUACUGCAAUUCAAUUAGUUGGGGAUAAUAAAUCCCGGAAAAUAAAAAUUAUUAAUAUACGAAUACAAAAUUCUCCUUAAAAGUAAAGUGCAGUAUUAACGUUAAUAGCGCCACCAGGAGAAAUCAGGAAGUUGGGACCCACUCAAGUGUAAAGAAAUUAAAACAAAAAAAUCUGAUUACUGGAUCAUACCUUUUUAAAAACUGUGUUGCACAAGCCAGGACAAUAAAUAGAUGUGUUGAUAUUUUUCCACCCCACUGUCUGUUUUCAAGUUCAUGCUGGUUUAUGUGCAAGUUUGUGAUUCAUGGUUUUGUGAAAGACUCUAAAUCUCACAUUAACUUAUGAAUAUUGUAUUAAAACGUCUCCCAGCCCAGCUUUUAAUCCACCCAGUCUGAAAUUAAUAUGGAUUAUUUGAGGAAUUUACAUUCCAGAACAGAUAAUCUCCAUUCCCGUGCCUGCAUGUGAACUGAAAACAUCAGAGACCCUUUUGUAUAAGGCACAGAGUUAUGGCACAAAACUAGAAAGAGUGACAUACAAGCCCUUUCAUGUCACAAGGCCGUGCGUUGACACGAAUUGUCAGUGCCAAAUCCUGAAACAUGCGAGUUGAAAACAUUAAGUAACCAGUGACCUUUGUGUUAAAAUGGGAACAUGAAUUCUCGCAGGAUGUGAAAAAGCGUACUUGGUCUGCAGCGGACAAUCGCUUGCUCAGAAAUGGUUGAUGGUAAGGCCUUUUUGUGACCAAAAAAAUGAAACUGAGAGUGAUAAUACAGCGCUAUGGUGGGUUUCCUAAGCCAGCCCUCUAGCAAGUGUAGGGAAAUGGGUCACAACUUCGCAUGCCCGCUCACUGCUGGCAGCGGCUCGUGGUGAGGAAAUUAGGGCAGCGAGGCACUGUAUCAACCCGUCUGUCCUAUCCACUCACGGCUCUGGCAAAGUUUACCCCUGCAGCUCUUGUUACUGCUUUGUGCAGCGCAUACAGUCGGAUAACAAACUAUUUUGGGUCAGUCACACUCGAGGCAACAUCAUUCGCACUAUCUACUACAGGGGCGGCAAUCCGGCGAUCACACCGCCUGAUUAUGUUUCACUCUGCUCCUGCCAAGUCUGCGUGUGUAAUCUAGAUGUCCGCACACAAGCAGAGCGCUUCUGCCUGAUGUGACGCACGCUUCAUCCAUCAUUCAUGUCUCACUGCGUGACACCGUGUGUUAAUCUCAGCUCUGUUGUGUCUUUGCUCUGUGCAGAUAUCCGCUGUCCUUUCUGCUCAAAGCCUUUCCCCGGGGGUCGGAUUGAGGAUCACCUGUUGAGCUGCCUCACGUCCCCUCCUUUACCUUACAACAGUAAGUGUCAUAUCACAGAAUUCCCCCUCCUAUUGAAUUUUUUAAGGUUCGAAACACUCACGGUUGUUUUGUUUGUGUGUGUGUGUGCAGCGGAUGUGCUCAGUAAAGACAGCGGAGAGUGCUCCAUCUGUUUGGAGGAUUUGGUGCAGGGGGAGACCAUCGCCCGGCUGGCUUGCCUCUGCGUCUACCAUAAGAGGUAACAAAGUACAGCUGAUGUAUUUGCAUCACAAUACAGAGAGAGGCAGACAAAGGGAAUGCAAAUGAGGCCAGGUGAGAAGAAAAACAUCACAGGAAAGUGUGUCAAGCCUUUUCCAGAUCUGAAAAAACAUGUGGUUACGACGAGGCUUAGGGGUUUGGGAAAACAAUGAAGCAAAGGUUUCUCUGUCUGUGUGCUAACAAACAUACAGCAGCACAGUGACGAUAAUUACAGACCCAUUGUCCUUUUCCAUGAUAUCAUGUUCUUGGAAGCGAUCUUGACAACCUCUGCUGGUGAUGUACUGUCAUUAAGAGUCAUUAUGUUGAAUAUGAGAUUAAAUAGAGACUGCAGAAUAAGAGCAAAAGCCUUUCUGCUGUGUGCUUGUGGAGAUGUAACCACAUUAUUUUCACAUUUUAGAAAGAUAAACAUAACACCUCUGACAGCAGACUCUUGGAAGAGUUGUGAAACUAAAGAUAAAAGAGAUAUUCGUCUAAUUGCGUGAUGACAAUCAGUGUUUAGGUACUUUUGAUUCGGUGUAAUGUCGGAUUUCCCGACUUCAAUCGAGACUUUUCUUCUAUACUGUCAGCUCAGAGUGAAACUUUGCUUGCUGAGACUUGAAACACACCAAGAUUACGCAAUCCACCUCGGCGAAGUGAAGAAUCCGUCUGCUAUUUUCAUUUGUCAUGAUAAUUGCAUCUUCAGCGUGCGGUAUUUUUAUUGGGAUGAAAAUCCACUUUCUAUUUCCAUAUGGUUUUUCCACACAUCAGUCAUAUUCCCCAGACUGCUUAUAAAAGCAGAUUCAAUGUUUGAAUAGUAUGAAAAACCUGCGGUGAAAGGGUUAAAACGUGCAAACUCAAAGACCCCGUUGAAACUUAAAUCAAGUCCAGAUAAGGCGCGCAAUAUGUUUGUCUUUUUGUUUUGUGCUGUAGUGAGUAGGUGUGGUCGUUUGGCUGUUUAAGUGACAUUCUGAUCCACCCAGCAGAGCAACUGGGAUCUACAAAAACAUAAAAAAAAACAGCCUGGAAUUUUUUAAUCCAAGAGACGUUCUUGUCCGAAGACUCUCCACAGAAAAACAGUCGAGCUUUACAGCAGAUAGAAAACCAUUUAUUUGCAAACUAUAUCUGAGAUUAGCUGUAAACGUCACAGUUUCCCAAAAGUCAACAUGAUUCUUUUAAAUAUUUAUUACAAGGCUUCUCGGCUCACUUCUCUUUAUAACAGCUGUUUUCUGUCAUCAGUAUGUCUCUCUCAUGUUCGUCUUUAUCCUUCACGCCCAUUUUAAUGUACUUCAAAUACACUUUUCAAUACUUUUCAGUGCUAGAUCCUUCAAAAUGUCACAAUAUCUGAUAUAGGCUGAUAAUAGCACGCGAGUUUACGAGACAAAAACAAUCCACGUUCAUAUUCUCAACCAGAAGCUGACAGAAAGAGAGGAAGCGAGCGACGGUGGUCAGUCAGCCGAAAGAUUAAGUGAGGAGUAUAGAGAGAGAGAGAGAGGGAGAGUCCUGGUAAACAAAACAGCAGAACUGAAAAUGAGAAGUUAUUUUUUGAUUGACGCUUUUAAACUCCGCACAGACAGACAGGAAGGUGUCAGAUUUAGUUUGUUGUUUGCAGCUGAAGUCGUGCUCCUUCCUGCUCUGCCCUCCGUCACAGUUGCUGCACCACCAGCCCCUCGAGUCACCGCUCUGCAAAUACUGACGACUGUUAGGUGUUUUUAGCAUCUUAUAAAUACACAUGAUGUUUACGUGAGAGCAGACACGAGAGAAAGAGAGAGAGCACGAUAUCACCGUCUCCCUGUAUGUUUUCUAUUAGUCCAGACUGGAGAGUGUUUACAGGGAGCUUCACACUGCUGUACAAUGACUGAUGCCCAGAAAAUGACCAGAAAACACAGGAAACACACAACCCCCACAUUUCUCCUGAAUUCGAAUGACAAAUAAGUGGAAAUAUUUUAAUUUGAUCAUGACAUAUUGAGGAAAAAUGUGAUUAUUUUUUUUUGCCUUUUCUAGAUCUGAUAUCUUAAUCACUCCUCCUUGUUGAGCAAACGUUUCGAUGUUGUCUGGAAAUAAUCUCAACUUCCUCUUUUUUUAUGUUCAGCCAUCAGUCUCAAACUGAAACACGCUCAGUUUACUAUCAGACACGGGAGAGAAAGAGUCAAAGGGAAGCUGCGUGUUUUCUAUUUUAGCUGAAAAAUGUCAUUCUGUAAGAAUUCAGAGCAGUUACAGAUUGUUUGGUCCGUCCUGUUGCGCAAAGACGAAUGUUUUCCACUCUUAUUAAGUGAUAGAAGCAAAUAAAAAAACCACAUCUGGCAUCUUAUCUCAGUUCCUGUUUUAUUUAAAGAGCUCGAGAGCCUUUUUAACUGGUAACAGUCACCAGACCGAUUAUAUUUAGUUUCACUCUGUCAGUAAGUGGAUCAAGCCUCUCUGAAGAUACCAGGUUGGAAAACACACAGCAAAGUUUUGACGCUUUAGCGUGAGUGAAUCAGAAUCUAAAGCCUUUGUGUUUUAUCUCCAAUCUUUAACUCUGCAGCUGCAUUGAUUCCUGGUCCAAAGUGAAGCCCUGCUGCCCCGAACAUCCCUUUGAUUGACUCGCAGGUCACAUGUAUUCUGCACAGUGACCAACCCGACUCAGGUAUGUGGAUUUACGACCCGGAUAAACCACGCGGCUGUUCAAAAAUACAUCACGUUUGUGGUCUGUGAUGUAGAAACCAACUUUGGUAGAUGGGGGUUCAGGAGGUCACGAAGCCACAAGGAUUACUGUGACGCAUUUAUUCGAUGGUGGGAAUGACCAAAGUACAAAAACUCAGCAUACAGAUUUCAAUCAGCAUCAUUACCACUAAACUUUUUCAAAGCUCUUAUUUUGGUGCCCCAUGACCACCAAACUCAAGCUGAUAAUAAGUUUUAUUUAUAUUCAAGGAAACGCCUCCUCAGAAAAUGGUUGCCAGUGUGAUAAAUCAUUUUUUGUAUUGAUACUAGGAAUUUUAGGAAUAAUUCGAAGACUCACUAUGCAGAGUUUUUAAGAAGAGAGAAAUAAAUAGUUCUCCUGAGCUGCAGACGCACAUAAAACCACGAGCUUGAGGAGUGACUAUAACAACUAAGUUUAACUUCUGAAACUGCCGCCGGAGGCUGGGUGUUAGACGGAGUGGGAUGUCUAUGUGAUGUUUUUAAUCUCUUUUAUCCAUGAGUCAUAUUUCUGGCAGUUUGAAAAAUGAGGACAGGACUUUAAAUCAAGUAAAAAGUUCCCGCGUUGUCCACAGGGGGCGCCAAAAUCCACACAAAUGGAAAAUUCCUUACAGCAGCUUUAAUAAGAAUGCGUUAUAGAGAACUCAUUCAUCAUAAAUUUCUCGUUUAGCCGUUAGUAUUUAAAGAUUUUUAUUCCAAAUUGAGUCUCAUAACCAGAGCUUACUUAUUGUAAACAAACCUGUUAGAAGGGUAGGUGGAGCCUGUUUAAUGAGGUCUAAUUUGAAACUCAACCUAUCUCCGCUGAUGUAACUGAGAGUUUGCUGCUGCUGCUUAUCUGGAAGACACAAUUAUCAUAAGUCCAGGAGUGACAAAGACAUGUUUGUCACAGUUAUAGUGAUCCUCCAGGAGACGCUGAUGUGUUCAUUUGUACCUCUUAAAGGUCUCACUCAGUGUUAAAAGUAAAGCGCUGGUUUAGCUUAGUGUAGUGUAAACACUGCGCACUCUAUGUGUAGAGUCUUGUUGCCAUGGUCGCCGGUUCAGCUCCCAGCCUCGACCCUGUGCUACUCUCUUCUCCCCACGUUUUCUGCCUCUUCAGCUGUCCUAUCUAAUAACUGCGAACAUGAUACACCACCAGACACACCACACCAGAUCAGUUUUAGUCAUCUUUCACUAUGAACAACCAACACAGAGAUUAGACCUUAAAAAAAGUCAGGGUUACAUCCUCUGCUCUCAUCUUUUCAUCAGAUGUCCAGAGAAGCUUUAAAAAUUCAUAAAAUCUCAUAAAGUCUCUCAUCGUCUCCAGUCUGAUAUAUUUCAUCACUUCUUAAAUCUACUGUGAGGACUCGAGGGGAGAGGGUCACUCCGCUGCAUCAGCACAAGGUGCAAAAAGCCAGCUAAUAUACGGCCCGUGGCGUGGGAGCGAAUUCAGCGGUGAGAGGGGGACGGAUCUAUUAGCACCUCUAAUAUUUUGGACUAAGUAUUAAUUAAGAACAGAAUCCUUGACGCUUGCAGGAGCUUGUUUGCUCCUAUCACGAGGAGGGACCAAAUCUGACCUAAUUCUGGAGGCCCGCCGAAGCUUGUACACUGUCUUGAAUUGUGUUGACAUGAACGUGUCGUAGACGGAUAAAUGAGGUGAAAAAUGUUAUCACGGGUUUCACCUGGAUUUGGUUGUUUUAGCCCUCCUCUGGUUUGUUUUGAGGUUGAAGUAAAGCUGCACUGAUUGAGGUUAUAGUGUGUAUCCUAAUUAGAGAAAAUAAGGAGAGUAAUCAGAGUCUGAGUGAAUAAAAUGAGAUCUACAGGAAAGUAUCCCCAAUGUUAAAGGGAUAUUCCGGCGUAAAAUUAAUUUAGGGUCAAACACAUCAUAACACCGAAUUAGACACCCCCUCAAGAGAUGAAUGUUGCCGACUUCUCUAGUUAUACCAACUUUAGUAACGACCGCAGGAUAGCAAUACACAGCGGUCUGAGGAGCCAUAAACAAACCUUAACCAAAACACAACUCACCUACUCUCUUCCAACAGCCACUUGUUUGUAGCGAGACCUCAGAUGAGUCCAUUACGGAUUGCAGCGGGGUGACGCAGCUCAAGGAAGAACAUUUAUGAUCAUUUCUUCAUGGAAAUACAAUCAGAUCGAGACGCUAAGGCAGAAGAACUACCACAUCUGCAGUGCAAAAUGAUUAAUAUGAUGAUUAUUACUUCAAGGAAAUGAUAAAGUAAUGAUCAUAAAUGUUCUUCCUUGAGCUGCGGCACCCCGCUGCAGUCAAUGGACUCGCCUGGAGGUCUGUUGUGUUUCUUUGCUAAAGAAAUCAGGCAAAGUUAAAAAGAUGUUUGGUGUCUAGUACUAUGGCUGUGACCCUACAUGUACUGUUGAUGAAGUUAGGUGCUGUUCUGAGCAUUAUUUGUGGCUAUAGAGUGGCGUUUUGGUUGAGGUUUGUUACUAAAGUUGGUCUAACUAGAGAAGCAAGCGGUCAGCAACAUUCAUCUUUCGGCAGGGGUGUCUUACUCGGAGUCCCGGUGUGUUUGACCCUAAAUUAAUUUUACGCCGGAAUAUCCCUUUAACUUGGACCAUUUUCACCCUCCUGUUGCAGACUUCACAUUCAUAUGCUCAUUCCUGUACUCCUGACUUUGUCUAAUUCCUCCUCUCUUGUCUUUUUCUUCCCUUUUAGGAGACUACACUGAACCCCCAAUAAAAAUCCCAAUAAAAAUGUGUAUUUGAACAAACAAAAGCCCACUGUCCCUUUCAGACACCAACUUUUUUUAUUCGAGUGGAGAGCGGACGAUCCCAGAGAAGACGAAGAAGAAGAAGCUUCCGUCAGAAAAAGCCAGCUCUCUCUUUUUUUUUUGGAUCGGUCCACAUGAACCCGGUCUCGGACAUUUCAAGCCAAACUCCGACCCCUCUUGUCUAAUCUCCGGCUCAGAUCCUUGUUGGAGCAGCCGUGGAGGAGUUCCUCUUUCUUUGUUGACAGACUUGGCUUGAGUCCUUUGGAUAUUUAAAAGAAAAAAUCUGUCAGAUAAACAUUAUCAUCCCAGAAUGAUGGAACUGUGCCCAGAAAGAUCUUGAACUUGGGAGAGGAGCACAAAAAAUGUCAAACUGUGACUCUGGAUCCUCUCCUCUGUAUUUUUCUGUCUCUUUGUACGGGAUUGGUCAUUUUAUCGAGUAUUUUGCAGAUCGAGUAUCGUUCCUCGUCAUACAUUGGAUGAAUGUUUUCUUUCCUCGGCUUACCCCAAAUGAACCAACCUCACACUGAAAGCGUGAACUGUUACCAUACAAACAAUGCUUUAUUUUGACCUAGCUAGAAGUUGAGGGCUUGUUUUUUUUGGUGAAUGGGGGCUGCCGUUGCUUGAUAUUUUACAUUUUCUUUCUGUUACCAGUAAACAUUUCAGGGGAAGUUUGGGGGCUGAUUGUUUUUCUGAGUAGGUCAGUUUUCUUGUAGGUGGUUUGUUAGCUCUGAGUUUAAUGUGCUGCUACUUGCUGAGUGUUCAGGAGGGUUGUAGGUAUUUCAUAGGGCCACAGUAGCGCCGGUGUUGGCAUUGAUAUGAGCACUUUUGUCCCUCAAGGCUGAUUUUUUUUAAUUUUUCACAAGAGGUCUGGGAUAAGGUUGUGUGUGUGUGUGUGUGUGUGUGAGAGUGAGGGAGUGUGAUAAUGACGAUGACCAGGGGCAGAAAAUGUCCUCAUGAAUAUGGUUGUGUUUAAAAAAGGUGUGUGGCUUUGUGUGUGUGUGUGUUUACUGUAAAUUGCCCAGAAGUCUGCUUGGCUCAAGCGGGUUUUAUAACUUUUAAUGCCAGUUUGUCGCUGGCAAACAUCCUGUUACAUGUGGCUUUGGUACGCAGCGCGGCUGCACAUGUGGUCCCGUGUGAACUAAAAAAAUGGUUAUUUGGAUUUUUGUCCCGCUGCCCCCUCCUCCUGACUCCAUCUCUGGGGUACAGUUGGGACUUUUUUUGGGGCAGAUCCCGAGCGUCAGUUUGACCAUCUGGUUACGCGAGGGGGGAUAAACUGAAGGAUAGAUUGAGGGAUGUAUUUUUGGGGACAUGUUUACACCAUGUGGCGUCCGCCUCUCUUUCCAACUCUGGAGGCUAUGGACAGCUGAUGGUUAAAUAUUACAUAAGAAGCCCCUCCUCCUUUCCCCUCUCUGAUUUUUUGAAUCAUUUAGACAUUAUAUCAUCAGAGUUAUUGCUAAAUGUGUAAAGUGGCUUUCCUUUGCCUUCUUUGUGUGUGCGUGUGUGUGUGUGUGUGUUGGUUGCUUUGGCCUGGUGAGGGUUUCUUGUUGGAGCAGGUAUUUGUAGUGUUUUUUUUUUUACUUUUUGGGAAGAAUAAAGUUAAAUCCCAACGAGUAAGGCUGCUCAGCAGAUGCUUGCUGAUCAAUACAGGUUGCACACAGGCCGAGCGGGAAAGUGAGAACGAACAAAAACAGGAGUUAACUGCUAUUUACAGCCUGUUUAAAAAGACAGGACUGCUCUGUGUGUUUUAAUCUGUGCGAUGGAUCAGUUUAAAGGUCAACCCAGUGCACAGGUUUCCUACCAGCUCGUUCAUUCACCCCAGUCUUUUUCAUUUUCUCCAAACAGUCUGAGGUGCUAUGACUUGUGUCGCCACUAGAGGGCAGCCCUGUGCAUGUUUCUCAUUUCUUUUGUAUUGGAGGAUAUAGAAAAUUAAUGCCAAAAGUUUGUCUGCGCAUCAGGGUUAGUGUGUGUGUGCGUGUGUGCAUGUGUGAAUGAGUGAGGAAGAGGUGGAGUAUUGAUCAUCAUAGGUGUUACGUUUGUUGUGGUGAUAAGUUAUGUAUUGUAGACUUUGGCUGGGAGGGAUGGGGGUGUUUGUGUGUGAGUGUGUGUGUUUGUUUUGAAGGGGUUUGUUAGUGGUAAAUGGGUUGUCGAUAAAGAAACAGGACAAUCUGAAACCCCACAUUACUCUCUUUACUUUCUUACCCCCUCCAAACUGUGUGGUGCAAUACCUCAAUUUUUACCAAUGCUAACUAAACGCUCUGUGUGUGAACUAGCUCCUAUCCAACAUGGAUGGUAUUUUGUAUAAAUGUCCCAGAAUCCUCGGUUUUUGAGCCGCAGGGUGCUGAUUCCCUGUCUGCCCUGUGUUUUCAGGCUGAUGUAUUAGAUGAGAAUGUUUUUCAAAGAGUCACCACAGCGGUUUCUGCAUCCCCAAGAUAUGGACAAUCUGCCUUUUCUCUGGUAUAAAAAAAAAAAACAAAUUGAAUUUUAUUUAUUAAAUUGUAAAUAUGUAAUGCAAUUCAAGAAAAUGGCUUGGUCUUUGUCUGUUCAAUAUACUGUUUCUAAGCUCCGAUCUUUUGUAUGUCUCAGAAAUUGUUUUUAUAUGUAUUUUUUACAAUAAAUAUGUGUGAGAGAUGUUUU
Messenger RNA from Xyrichtys novacula (pearly razorfish), 11155 nucleotides. The record is from the annotation of a GenBank genome assembly. Lineage: Eukaryota; Metazoa; Chordata; Actinopteri; Labriformes; Labridae.